UAAUUUAUAAUGUUAUUUAUUUAUGCAUCAUUUUGACUGUAUGAGGCAAAUGUAAAUGUAUAUUAUAAUAGGUGUAAUAAGAAACAAAAUAAUGUUAAUUUAUCAAUAAUCAUAUUUUUAAUGAAACCAAGUUUCUUUAUUUGUAUUUAUUUAUUGUUUUUAAAUAUAUUCAAAUAUUGAUCAGGUUCCUUCUUUACCAACACAAUACGAUAUCCUGAGCUGCAAGCUAGUAGCAUUGGGGUACAGCUUUAUUACAAAACACAUUCCAAGUGCUUUAAAGACAAAUAAACUUUCGGACAAUUCUCAUUAAUUACUAAAUAACUUUCUAUCGCUUAUUUAUAACUUAUAAGAAUUUUUUUCUUUUGAUAAAGUCAAUACAUUCAGGUUAUAGCCUAAUUACUUGUCCUUCAAAAUAUUGUUGAAACAGUUAAGUUUUGAUGCGAUUGGCUAUGAAACCAAUUAUUAACAAUCGUGUUCAUGGAAUCAUGCAAUACUGUGUUAGUGUAGUUAUAUUCAUUUAGUAAGUGUUCUGUCUACUACAAACUUUUGAAAAAAUGAAUCAUGCAAUAGUUAAAAUAAAUGGAGUACCAACAGAAAUCAUUACCUUCAAUAGAUGGAUUGAAGAAGAAAUUCCUGUUGACACAAGGAAAGAUAUUGUUAUAAUUAUAACAGGUAAUCAUGGUGUCCCUGGAUUUUAUAAAGAAUUUGCCGAAGUGAUACAAUCAAAAUUACCAAGCGAAGUACCAAUAUGGAUAAUUGGUCAUGCAGGACAUACAAAACCACCUGAAAAUUUAAUUCAUGACUAUCCAGACUUUGAAACUGAGAAGCAUUUUUAUGAUAUGAAUGGUAACAUCCAGCAUAAGAUUGAUUUUAUCAAAAGAUUUGUACCACCUGAUGCUAAAAUUCACAUAAUAGGUCAUUCUAUUGGAAGUUGGAUUACCUUGCAUUUAUUAAAAGAUAGCAAUAUUGCUAAUAAUGUAAUUAAAUGUUACUUACUAUUCCCUGUUAUUGAGAGGAUGGCAGAAACUUCUAAUGGACAAAGAUUAACUAAAACAGUAUUAAGAAUGAAUAAAUUCCUUAUUUUUCUGUCAUGGCUGAUUACUUUCAUUCCCUAUCUUAUUCAAGCAUUUAUAAUCCGGGUUAUUAGUCUGUUUUACUAUAUCCCACCCAGUUUAACUAAACCUGUGCUACAACUGGUACAUCCAGAGCCUAUAAAGCGACUUUUAUUGCUAACUCAAGAGGAACUGAAUCUGGUGAAGCAACGUGACGACACAACAAUUGCUCAGCACAAGGAUAAACUGUUCUUGUAUUAUGGGGCUAAUGAUGCUUGGACACCAAUGCAUUAUAUAGAAGAUCUUAAGAGCAAACAUCCUGACAUUGAUGUGCAUGUUUGUAAGCAAGGUUUUCACCAUCCUUUUGUUCUGAAAGAUUCUGUAGGGCUUGGAAAAAUGAUUGGAAAUCUUUUGAGUGAGUCCAUUUCUUCUGGGACUUGGUAGUCAUUAAUAUCUACUUAUGUGAAUAUUUUUCCUAUUAGAAGUAAGGCAAUGUCAAUUAAUGAUAAGUAGACUAAUACCACAAAUGUAAUUUUUCAUGAAAGAAUAUAAAUAAAUGAUUAUUUUUGUGGAUGUGAUAUGAAA
This is a messenger RNA of Nasonia vitripennis (jewel wasp), 1637 nucleotides long. RefSeq names its product lipid droplet-associated hydrolase. The transcript is spliced from 3 exons. Gene Ontology annotation, cellular component: lipid droplet. Gene Ontology annotation, molecular function: lipase activity. Gene Ontology annotation, biological process: lipid storage. The record is from RefSeq and is a predicted model, not a curated record. Bases 555 to 1496 code for a protein of 313 amino acids. Lineage: Eukaryota; Metazoa; Arthropoda; Insecta; Hymenoptera; Pteromalidae.